GCAUCGUUAAGUUGUUCGCCAACUGUCAUGAAAAUACAAGAAGAAGAAGACAUUUCCGCAAAAGAGCAAGAGGCGCCAAACUCUAAAGACUUUUAUGUGAAAAUGGAUUCGACGAGAGAGUUCUUCUCCAAGCUUAGGAAAGUGGUCGUAAGUUUAGAAACAGAAACUGCGAAGCUUCAGGGAGUUUUUGAGGACCGUAAUAAUCAUGAGGACGGUGACAGCGAAACCACAGCCAGAGCCAUGCGAGCCUAUCAUGAAGUGAACGGUGAGGUCUGCAGUCUGAAG
This is a messenger RNA of Austrofundulus limnaeus, 285 nucleotides long. RefSeq names its product spindle and kinetochore-associated protein 3. Gene Ontology annotation, biological process: mitotic cell cycle; chromosome segregation. Lineage: Eukaryota; Metazoa; Chordata; Actinopteri; Cyprinodontiformes; Rivulidae. The record is from RefSeq and is a predicted model, not a curated record. Gene Ontology annotation, cellular component: outer kinetochore; spindle microtubule; kinetochore.